AAAAACGAUGGACUUCCUCUCCAAUCUCCAAUUCUCCAUUGUUGCUUGCUUCACCUUCCACAUCGAUUGCACUAGCAAGUGACAACUACUAGAGUAUAAGAGGGGUAUUGUGCUAGGGUUUUGGGGUUUGGGAGGAAGACUAGGUAGUAGGUAACCACGCGUCCUAGCCGUCCAUGGCUGGGCUGUCACCUCGCUUCUUGGGGCGCACAAGCCCACCCGUCGAUGCGAUCGCCGCCCGCCGCCUAGUGGCGCUCCUCCUGGAGCACCAGGACAGGAGGCGCCAGCUCCUGCAGAUCCACUCCCAGCUCAUUGCCCACCAGGUGUUCGACCGGCGUCCCACGCCGUGGCACGCCCUCCUCAAGGCCUACUCGCAUGGCCCUCACCCGCAGGAUGCCCUGCAGCUCUUCAGGCACGCGCGGUGGCACGCGGCCGACGACACGUACGCCUUCACGUUUGCCCUCAAGGCCUGCGCUGGCCUGGGGUGGCCGCGGUGUUGCAUGCAGCUCCAUGGGCUUGUCGUACGGAAGGGGUUCGAGUUCCAGACCUACGUGCAUACUGCCCUUGUCAAUGUGUAUAUCUUGUGCGGGUGCCUGGCGGAUUCACGGAUGGCGUUCGAGGAAAUGCCGGUGAAGAACGCGGUUUCUUGGAAUGUGGUGAUAACAGGCUUUGCUGGAUGGGGCGAGGUUGAGUAUGCGAGGCUGCUCUUUGAGCGGAUGCCUUGUAGGAAUGUUGUUUCGUGGAGCGGGAUGAUAGAUGGGUAUACGCGUGCUUGUCGCCCUGUCGAGGCAGUUGCUCUUUUCCGCCGCAUGAUGGCAGAAGGCAUUAGUCCAAGCGAGAUAACUGUGUUGGCAGUUGUUCCUGCACUAUCUAAUGUUGGAAAGAUUCUUAUCGGGGAAGCAUUGCAUGGCUAUUGUGAGAAGGAGGGUCUUGUGUGGGAUGUUCGGGUUGGCAAUUCACUCAUAGACUUGUAUGCCAAGAUUGGGUCUAUUCAGAAUUCGCUAAGGGUGUUUGAUGAAAUGCUGGACAGAAGGAACUUGGUGUCAUGGACAUCAAUAAUUUCAGGUUUUGCAAUGCAUGGGUUGUCAGUUAAGGCAGUCGAACUGUUUGCCGAUAUGAGAAGAGCUGGAAUCAGACCUAACAGAAUAACCUUCUUGAGUGUCCUCCAUGCUUGUAGCCAUGGAGGGCUGGUAGAGCAAGGAGUUGCAUUUUUCAAAAGCAUGAUUUAUGAAUACAACAUAAAUCCAGAUGUCAAGCAUUUUGGGUGUAUCAUAGACAUGCUAGGUAGGGCUGGACGUUUGCGUGAAGCUGAGCAGAUAAUAAGAGAUUUUCCUGUGGAAGUCAAUGCAACUGUCUGGAGGACGCUGUUGGGUUGUUGCAGUAAGUAUGGAGAAGUUGAGAUGGGAGAGAGGACAAUGAAGAAGAUAUUAGCCUUAGAAAGAGAAUUUGGUGGUGAUUUUGUGGUUCUAUCCAAUAUGCUUACUGAGCUUCGUAGGUUUAGUGAUGCUGAAAUAGUACGAAAACUAGUCGAUCAGAGGAAUUCUGUUAAGGUUCCUGGGCUUGCUUUGGUUGAUGGGACUCAGUAGAAUUCCUGGGAUAAGGACUAAAUAUUGGAAAGAAACUCUCUCAAUUGAGUCGGGAGUUUUCCGUUGCAAUCUUAGAAUUACCUCCCUAUGUUAUACCAACUGUGAUUAAAGAUCUUUCAUAUUAAGGAAGCAGAUGUACUGAACUAUAUCCAGUCCUUGCUCAUCCUUAACUAGCUCAUUGUUUAUGGAACAAUUCAGUCAUUUUUCAACAUUGUAAGGAUGGAAGCCAUAAAAAGGCUUCAUGCCUAUUACAUCGUUUCUGGGCUGUACAAUUGCCAUUAUGCAAUGUCUAAGGUUCUCAGAUCCUAUGCCAUUCUCCAACCAGAUUUGGUUUUUGCUCAUAAAGUGUUUGAUCAGAUUGAAGCACCAACCACUUUUCUUUGGAAUAUCCUAAUUAGAGGGCUUGCUCAAAGUGAUGCACCGGCAGAUGCCAUUGCUUUCUACAAGAAGGCACAAGGAGGAGGAAUGGUGCCAGACAACCUGACAUUUCCAUUCAUACUAAAGGCCUGUGCUAGAAUCAAUGCUCUCAAUGAAGGGGAACAGAUGCACAACCAUAUAACAAAACUUGGUCUUCUUUCAGAUAUCUUUGUUAGCAAUUCGUUGAUUCAUCUAUAUGCUGCCUGUGGUAAUCUUUGUUAUGCAAGAUCUGUUUUUGAUGAGAUGGUAGUUAAGGAUGUUGUAUCCUGGAAUUCGCUGAUCUGUGGAUAUAGCCAGUGCAAUAGAUUUAAAGAUAUUUUGGCACUGUUCAAGUUAAUGCAGAAUGAAGGAGUGAAAGCUGAUAAGGUUACAAUGAUCAAGGUUGUUUCUGCGUGUACUCGUUUAGGAGAUUAUAGCAUGGCAGAUUACAUGGUCAGGUACAUAGAGGAUUAUUGCAUUGAGGUGGAUGUUUACUUGGGCAAUACAUUGGUAGAUUACUUUGGAAGACGUGGACAGUUACAAUCAGCUGAAAAGGUGUUCUUUAACAUGAAGGUUAGGAACAUUGUAACAAUGAAUGCAAUGAUCGCUGCAUAUGCAAAAGGACAAGAUAUAGUUUCAGCAAGGAAAAUAUUCGAUCAAAUUCCUAAGAAAGAUUUGAUUUCAUGGAGUUCUAUGAUAUCUGGAUAUUCACAAGCUAAUCACUUCUCUGAUGCUCUUGAGAUCUUCAGGCAAAUGCAGAGAGCCAAGGUGAAACCAGAUGCCAUUGUGAUUGCCAGUGUAGUGUCUUCUUGCGCACAUUUGGGUGCACUUGAUCUUGGUAAGUGGGUUCAUGAGUACGUGAGGAGAAACAACAUCAAAGCUGACACCAUUAUGGAGAAUUCUCUGAUUGACAUGUAUAUGAAAUGUGGAAGUGCCAAGGAAGCAUUGCAAGUGUUCAAAGAAAUGAAGGAGAAGGACACCUUGUCAUGGAACUCAAUCAUAAUUGGGCUAGCAAACAAUGGCUUCGAGAAGGAAUCUCUGAAUUUGUUUCAAGCUAUGCUUACUGAAGGAUUCAGACCAAAUGGAGUCACUUUCCUUGGUGUACUGAUCGCUUGCGCGAACGCUAAGCUUGUUGAGGAAGGGCUUGACCACUUCGAAAGCAUGAAAAGACUUUACAGCUUAGAACCCCAGAUGAAGCAUUACGGCUGUGUUGUUGAUCUCCUCGGCCGUGCUGGUCAGUUGGAGAAGGCACUGAGAUUCAUCACUGAGAUGCCCAUAGAUCCUGACCCUGUUGUUUGGAGGAUACUUCUGGGAUCAUGCAAUACGCAUGGUGAUGUAGCCAUUGCAGAGAUCGUCACCAAGAAGCUCAAUGAGUUAGAGCCCAGCAACAGCGGAAACUAUACUCUGUUAAGCAAUGCAUAUGCGAGUGCUCAUAGAUGGAGCGAAGCUAUGAACGUCAGGCAAUGUAUGGCUGAUACUGAUGUGAGGAAAUCUCCUGGAUGCAGUGCUGUUGAAGCGGCUUAAUCCGGCGAACACGUAGGUUCGUGACUAGCAAAGACAUACAUUGCAUCAUACUGUCAAUCUGUGUGAAUAUAGAUGUUCAGGCCUAGUUGUCAACUUUUCUGAGGAAAUUUAUCAUACUUCUGUCAUUUCAGCCUUUAUUACUGAUUAAAUCGAAGUAUAGAAAGAUGUCUUAAGGUGUA
Messenger RNA from Oryza sativa Japonica Group (Japanese rice), 3682 nucleotides. Its product is annotated as pentatricopeptide repeat-containing protein At1g09220, mitochondrial-like. Gene Ontology annotation, molecular function: protein binding. Lineage: Eukaryota; Viridiplantae; Streptophyta; Magnoliopsida; Poales; Poaceae. The record is from RefSeq and is a predicted model, not a curated record.